Molecule: messenger RNA, 3101 nt
Organism: Caenorhabditis elegans
Lineage: Eukaryota; Metazoa; Nematoda; Chromadorea; Rhabditida; Rhabditidae
Gene: mth-2
Product: GPS domain-containing protein
Exons: 15
Coding region: 126-3041 (971 amino acids)
Cellular component (GO): membrane
Source: RefSeq, marked reviewed
CUUUUUUGGGCAGAGUGUGACUCGUCACUCCGUCUCUCUCUCUGUUAUCAAUUUUUGAUCUACACUAUUUCUCCAAUUUCCCGCUCUUCUCACCUCCUUUUCUCAUAAUUGGUUUAUGCAUUCCGAUGUCCAUGUCCUGGAGGCACUUGGUCUGUCUUUUUGUGCUCUUUGGAGCAACACAGACAAUCACCUAUACUGUGCUGUUUAGGGAGAACAAUUUGAAUAAUUUUCUCCUUUUUUAUUUUAUGGAAUUUCAAGUUAAUGUCGGAUUUUCGAAUGAUGGAUAUGCGGUUUUUACAACUGCCGUGUUGAAUAUGACACCGUAUCAUUUUCAAAUGUAUGUCAAUGGAAGAAAUUGUGGACUUUUAACACUUCAAUGCAAAUUUCAACUCCAACCAAAUGAAUCAUUGAAUAUUGUACUUGAUAAAAUUGAUAUGCAAUCAAAUCUGAUGACAUUCACGUAUCGAGGUGGCAAAAAGGAUCCAGACGUCUAUAUUAAUGGAUGCUAUGAAUCAAUGAGCUCAUGUGCCUAUGGCUCACAACAAUCCACCGAUACACGUGGCACUUUAUAUCAGGAUUCAAUUUGUGCAUGUGUCGGAAGUUUUCCAACGUGCUUAUUUUCUGAGAAUGAUACGUGCAUUAGCAACCGUCCAUUCUGGAACUACGAUCCACCUACAGCUUCUACCACAGAGGAGAUUGAUACAAGCAGUAGUACAUCCAGGUCAACAAGUACACCAUCUAGCACAGAGGCUUCUAGUACAGUAACCUCUACCACGACGGCUAGGACCACAACCACCAUGAUCCCAACAACACCAACAACCACAACUAUUGCUUCAACGUCUACCGUAACCUCUAUUGUAACCUCAACUACAGUAACCUCAACUACAGUACCCACAACUACCGUAGUCACUACUGUACCCACAACAACUGCCACGUCCACGUCAACUAGCACAGCAAGCACAACAACAACAACGCCAAGCACUAGCACCCAUACUACAACGGUGACGUAUUCGACAAAUGCCACGUCAUCAACAACGUCACCGACGACGUCACCUACUCCGGAGCCGGAGCCAACGACUACAGCCACUGUGCUGGCGCCAACGCUGAAAAAUUUGAGUGAUAGCGGAGUCGGUAUCAACAACGUAUCGACAGUACUCAAUGAGACCCUCACGUACUCGGAAAUGGGUGCUAAUCUCAAUGCGACACAGGUGGCCGAGAUAUCCACAAUACUGAUCAACUCUGCGAACGUGCCCGGAUUGACAGCCGAGAACUCCAUGGCGAUCCUACAUAACCUGGACAACAUGCUCUACGUGAGCCCGACCAUAAUGUAUCAGAGCGGAAAUUCUGCCCAAGGGGUAUUAAACUCUCUCGGAACUAUGGUCGACAAUACAGUAGACCAACGGAUCGAGUACUUGAAUGGGCAAAAUUUGGGGUUCAGCUCCAAAAGAUUAGACUGCUCAAAUCUCGGCGCAGACGAUGGUCUACUGGAUUUGGGUAGCAAGUUUGAACUUAUCAAUAGUACGGACUCGUUGGGAAAGUGGCAUUCUAUUCUGGUUCCGCUGUCGGAUUUAUGUAGUACCCAGGAUUUAUCCCACGUGUUCUUCACAAUAUAUCGUGACACAUCUCUAUUCGUUGGUCCACAGCAAUAUCGAACAUAUACUGGGACAAAUAAGCCUAUUUCAUCUGGAGAAGCCGAGACAUAUACACCUCCACCGAGGGUGCCGAGAUCGGCAGGAUUCUAUGAAGCUGAGCCAUACCAGAUGAAUGCUACAAGUCAGACCGUCCCACUCUCACCGUGUGCUCGACAGACAUCCCUCCCACCAACACCUGUGAUGAGUGCAACUGUCAUGAACAACGGUGUCGCAGUCUCUGUAUCAGCAACUUCUGAAGCCACGAUGGCACUGCUCCGAUUCAAUAUCUCGACUCUCAUGAAACCCCUGCACGGAAAUUUAAAAGUAACCUGGUGGGAUAUUGGAAGGAAUGCGUGGGCCGAAGACCGCCAAUGUGAGAUCGUCUCUGAGUCAGAUGGAAUUCUGGAAGCAAGAUGCACGCAUUUGACGGAUUUCGCUAUUAUUGUGGACGCUGCUCUAAACGAUCCGAAUGUCUGUGACAAUGCCCUCAUCACUCUUGGCUACGUCGUGAACGGUCUAUCGAUUGUCUCUCUAGCUUUUCUUACGUUUUUUAGUAUCUCUGCCUAUAUAAACUCUCUCGCCAACAGCCGACUCUACAGUUAUGUCCGGGGUCAUAAUCUGGCUCGUCGGGACUUUCUUGCUCUUAUCUACCAUUUUGAUCUUCUUCUCUUUUACGUGUUCUUCACAGUGUUCUCAAAUCAAGAUGUCUCAGGUGAUAUGUGCACAGCGAUGGCAGCUGUGAUGUACGCUUUGCUUUUGUGCUCUCUAUUUCUCACAAUUUUCCAAGCUCUUCGAAAUAUCCUCGUUUUCCUGCCAACUCCAGCCUACAGGCUGCUUAACAUAUGUUUUGGAACAGUGCCAGUUCUCAUCACGUCAGUAGCUCUCCCCUUUAUUCUUUCAAUAUUUCUGCUAGUCUUCACAAAAUUCUUCGACCGCCAGGACUGCUUCUGCUGGGUACGACCCGACUACAUAGUGGCUGCAAUUAUCAUUCCAGUAACUGUACUUUUACUGAGUACGGUAGUAUGCACUAGUUUCAUGAUCUACAAAGUUUUUUGUGGAAUGAAAAGGAAAUUUAGUCAAGGGGGUCACCACUACGAUCCAAAUGUGAUCACGAAGAUAGUAUCCAUAGUUGUAAUGCAAAUCUCACUAGGUCUUCCAUGGAUCCUUCAAUUCGGAACCCUCUACUCCCCAUACACCACCUUCUGGCACUACACCUUCACCAUAGUCUUAGGGUCUCAGGGAACAAUUUUACUGCUCAUUUUCCUCUACAAGCGAUAUCGAGCUUGGCAAGCUGAUAGUACGCUCAAGUCUCGAGGACAGAGCUACUCGAAGAACUCGACAAAACGAACGAAGCUGGUCGAAGAGGAGAACAGUUUAGGAUCAAGUACAGAUACUUUUAAUGAAUAUUGACCUCAGUGUUUUUUGUGUAUAUAGGAAGUUAUUAUAAAUAAAAAAUAUUUUUCUGAAAAA